Messenger RNA from Colletotrichum scovillei, 1700 nucleotides. RefSeq lists its product as uncharacterized. Gene Ontology annotation, molecular function: DNA-binding transcription activator activity, RNA polymerase II-specific; zinc ion binding. Gene Ontology annotation, biological process: regulation of transcription by RNA polymerase II. The coding region runs from base 54 to 1700 and encodes 548 amino acids. The transcript is spliced from 9 exons. Lineage: Eukaryota; Fungi; Ascomycota; Sordariomycetes; Glomerellales; Glomerellaceae. The record is from RefSeq and is a predicted model, not a curated record.
GAAAAAAUCACGCCAGCCCAGAUACUGACCUACCUUCUACUCAUUUGCAUACUAUGGUCAACAACCGCCUCGGACAUUCAAAAUCUCGGUUGGGAUGUAUAAGGUGUAAGAAAAGACACGUGAAAUGUGACGAAAAACGACCUUGUUCGAGCUGCGUAAAACACGAGGUUCUUUGCAGCUUGGUCUCAACAACUGCUAGUCUGCAAGACCCUGAAAGGGGGUCAAGUGGUAGCCCGAGGACGCGAGAGCAGCCAUCCAUUCAACAGACUAAAUUCAUCAGAAUUCGAAACCUGAUUCAGAGUCUCUCUGGCGAGAUCGACCUGCUUGAUGAGGACAAGAACAUCACAUCUCAAACAAAAGAUGAUAGCAUCUGCCAUGAGCAGUAUCUUCAGGACCUCCGGCUAAUGCACCAUUUCACCAUUUCCGCAGCUCUGACUGUUGCCGAUGACCAUUCCCUCCGGGAGGCUUGGCAGAUCACCAUCCCGGAGCUUUCAUUCUCUUGUGAUGGCCUCCGCCAUGACAUUCUAGCCUUUUCAGCCCUGCAUCGCGGACACCUUUUUCCGAAGGAAAAAGAAUUAUGGUCCGCUGCAGCGCAACGACAUCUGGAUGCUGCCGCGGUGACCCAGAUACGUUCCUCCAGUCGGGGCACCAUCGAAGAUGCAGACUGUUACUUCGUACACACCCUUCUCAAGUUUUCAAUAGAGACCUACCGCAUAGCCCAGUCGCCUCAGCCGGUCAACCUCUCUAAUGUUUUGCUGUCCUUCACACCAUUGCAAGAAUUAAGAUCCAUUUUAUUAUCUGAUGUCGGCCAAGGCCUCGGUAAAGGGGCGCUCGCAUCAUUGUUCGACACUGGCAUCGAGCACUUGCCUCCUCUCAGCGAAGAAUUGGAGCUUACCUCUCAGCUCUCGCAACUUGAGAAGCUCUGUCGAGGAGAUACAGGCCUGAAGGUGACAGUAGAAGUUUCCAAGGUCUGUCUUGCAGCGCUGGAGAUUCUGGACAUGACUUGCCGGUCAAUGGUCACGCCACUGAAGAACCGUGGUGUCAUAUGGUGCUGGCCAUUCUUCUUUCCGAGUGACUUCCUGCAUCUACUGUCUUCUGGGGAACCUUUUUCAUGUGUCCUACUAGUACACUAUGCGGCGUUGGUACGGGUCAUGGAGGAUGACUUCUGGAGAGAACUAGCUGUCUAUGAGGUGGCCAGCGGCUAUACAUCCACUACUUCCGAUACCACAUCCGUGCAGACUUUGCCUGCCGUAUCUUCCGCUGUAGUUGCAAAAUUCCAUACAUCAACGCCUCGCUCGUCGGCGGGCACCCCGGAACGUAGAUAUCUACUGUUGAAAGGUGCAUCAUCUCGACUGCGCAACAAGCGAGUCCGAAGGUCAUCGGCCACAGCGAGCUUUGGCGUACCCAACUGGCAAUUGAGUCAAGAGAAGAUCUGGAAUAUUGGAACCUGUGAGCAGGCUGAUGAAGGCGAAGUUAAGCGGCGUUUUUGUGGAGGGUUCGUCGGCUUGAUGGCAGUGAACCGAGAAAGCCCCUAUACGGGCCGUUACUUCGAGGUCGUAUUGGACUUCCAAUACGAUGCCGACUUAAUCUUAAUCUUAUCUAGGGACAGCAAAGAAUUUGAGAGCCGACGAUCAGUAACCAGCGAAAGUAUCGGUAAAAACCCCAGCAAUCGGAUGUCUCUUUCUGCUGAGCGUGCUUAG